GUAAGGCAUAUAAGGAAACAUAUCGAGUCAUCAACUCCUUUUUGUUGAAUAGAGUACAUUUUCUUUUUCCUCAUAAUUGAACUCAUCUAAAGUUCAGUUUCUAUAUUCCUUCCAGCAAUUGUCUAUGCUGAAAUUAUGAUUUCUAAUCAUACUAAGAUUCUUGCAGAUCGUGGGUACUAUUCUGUAGAGACUGUCACCCUCUUAGUGGCCCUAAAAGUUCGAUACAGAGAUAGGCUUACAAUCCUCAGGGGAAAUCAUGAAAGACAACAGAUCAUUCAACUGUAUGGUUUUUAUGAUGAAUGCUUGCGGAAGUAUGGGAACGCUAAUAUUUGGAAAUUUUUCACUGACCUUUUCGAUUAUCUGCCUCUUACUGCACUUAUAGAAAGUCAGGUAUUUUGUUUGCAUGGAGGACUUUCACCAUCUGUAGAUACUUUAGAUAAUAUCAGAUCCUUGGAUCGUAUACAAGAGGUUCCGCAUUCAGGACCAAUGUGCGACCUUCUAUGGUCUGAUCCAAACGACCAGUGUGGUUGGGGAAUAUCUGCACAGGGAGCUGGUUAUACCUUUUGACAGGAUGUAGCAGCUCAGUUCAACCACACUAAUGGGCUCUCUCUAAUUUCAAGAGCUCAUCAGCUAGUGAUGGAAGGUUUUAACUGGUGUCAGGAGUGUCAACCUGAUUGGAAAAGAAUGUGGUAACAGUAUUUAGUGCUCCAAAAUACUGUUACCGCUGUGGAAAUGGCAACAAUUCUAUAAAUUGGGGAGAACAUGGACCAAAAUUUUCUCCAGUUUGAUCCAGCACCUCGGCAGAUAGAGCCUGACACCACCCG
Molecule: messenger RNA, 824 nt
Organism: Daucus carota subsp. sativus
Lineage: Eukaryota; Viridiplantae; Streptophyta; Magnoliopsida; Apiales; Apiaceae
Product: serine/threonine-protein phosphatase PP2A-2 catalytic subunit
Exons: 6
Biological process (GO): mitotic cell cycle
Cellular component (GO): nucleus; cytosol
Molecular function (GO): protein serine/threonine phosphatase activity
Source: RefSeq, a predicted model, not a curated record